UCCGAGCUACAAAGUCCUUGGACAACUUCCCGAAACUGACGUGUAUAUUGACAUAGACGCGUUUGAGGAGAUCAAAGAAAUUCCCGGAAUAAAAAUCUUCCAAAUAAACGCCCCAAUUUACUACGCCAACAGCGACUUGUAUAGCAACGCGCUAAAGAGAAAGACCGGCGUGGACCCAGCGGUCAUCAUGGGCGCCAGGAGGAAGGCCAUGCGCAAGUACGCGAAGGAAGUCGGAAAUGUGAACAUGGUCAGCGCCAUCAUGGUCAAACCGGACGCAGAAGUUGACGGGGAAAAUGCCGCCAAGCCCGACGAGGACGACGGCGAGGUGAAAUUCCCUCCCAUCGUGGUCAAGAGCACGUUCCCGGAGGAGCUGCAGCGCUUCAUGCCCCCGCGCGACAACGUCCACACCAUCAUCCUGGACUUCACGCAGGUCAACUUCAUCGACUCCGUGGGCGUGAAGACCCUGGCGGGGAUCGUGAAGGAGUACGGAGAUGUUGGCAUCUACGUCUACUUGGCAGGCUGCAGCGCCCAAGUCGUGACCGACCUCACUCAAAACCGAUUCUUCGAGAAUCCCGCCCUGCGGGAGCUGCUCUUCUACAGCAUCCACGACGCGGUCCUGAGCAGCCAGGUCCGGGAAGCCCUGGCCGCGCAGGAAGCCCUGGCCGUGCCUCCCCAGGAGGAUAUGGAGCCCAACGCCACCCCCAGCACUCCGGAGGCGUAG
Messenger RNA from Ochotona curzoniae (black-lipped pika), 721 nucleotides. RefSeq names its product prestin-like. The transcript is spliced from 6 exons. Gene Ontology annotation, cellular component: membrane. Gene Ontology annotation, biological process: transmembrane transport. NCBI's taxonomy places the organism in Eukaryota, Metazoa, Chordata, Mammalia, Lagomorpha, Ochotonidae. The annotation marks the transcript as partial. The record is from RefSeq and is a predicted model, not a curated record. Gene Ontology annotation, molecular function: chloride transmembrane transporter activity; oxalate transmembrane transporter activity; sulfate transmembrane transporter activity.